Molecule: messenger RNA, 1983 nt
Organism: Knipowitschia caucasica
Lineage: Eukaryota; Metazoa; Chordata; Actinopteri; Gobiiformes; Gobiidae
Source: the annotation of a GenBank genome assembly
AUGACCACCUCCCACCUGAACGGCCAUGUGUCGGGGGAGGGAGGGGAUGAUGAUCUGAGGUCCGGACACAGAGAGAUGGCUGUGGACUGUCCUGGCGAUCUGGGCAGCCGCACUCUACCGCUUCGCCGCUCCGCACAGCUGGAGAGGAUACGCCAACACCAGGAGGACCUGCGGCGACGGCGGGAGGAGGAGGAUCGGCAGCUGGACCUAAACACGUCGCUUAGACUCCGGAAACUUGCCCAGAAUCCUCAGAUCGGCAUUGACAACCCCUCGUUCCUCCAGGACUCCCCUCAGCCCCUGCCCCUCAGCCAGGCACACGCUCUGCUUGAGUUGGAGGAGUUGCUGUUUUCACUGAAGCAGGUCCGGGGCUGCCUGUCCGAUCAGCAGAGUCAGAAUGACAUAGAGCUGGUCCUUGCACUGUUACACAAGUCUGAUUUCCAGUCCGCUCUAAAGAUCCACAAUGCGGUGGCGAGCAGUAUGCACAAACCCUCCCCUCCAUAUCCGCAAACGCCGCAGGCUCUUCCUCUGGCCAUGGAGGUCCGGAACCUUAUCCAGACGAGUUCGAACAAAGAUGGCUUUGAACUGCACACAAUCCUGUCCGAUGCACACUUACAGUCGUUACUGUUGGCCCACGACACCGUAGCAGAAACGGAGAUGCAGCCUGAAGCAGUGCCCACUCAGGGGGAGACAAUGACACAGUGGGGCGGGGAGACCGUGAAGCUCGUCCGCAUCGAGAAGGCCCGAGACAUUCCCCUGGGGGCCACUGUUCGGAACGAGAUGGAGAGUGUUGUGAUCAGUCGCAUCGUUCGCGGAGGAGCGGCUGAAAAGAGUGGACUCCUGUCUGAAGGAGACGAGAUUCUAGAAAUCAACGGCAUCGAGAUCAGGGGGAAAGAUGUCAACCAAGUCUUUGACAUCCUUGCCGACAUGCACGGCCUCCUGACCUUUGUGCUCAUUCCCAGCACUCAGAGCAAGCCUCCUCCUGUUAAAGAAUCCGUGGUCCAUGUAAAAGCAUAUUUCGACUACGACCCCUCGGAUGACCCGUACGUCCCCUGCAGAGAGUUGGGGCUGUCCUUCCAAAAGGGGGACAUCCUCCACAUCAUCAGCCAGGCCGACCCAAACUGGUGGCAGGCGUACAGAGACGGAGAUGAGGACAACCAGCCGCUCGCCGGACUAGUGCCAGGGAAACAUUUCCAGCAGCAAAGAGAAGCCAUGAAACAAACAAUAGAAGAAGACAAAGAGCCAGAGAAACCUGGGAAAUUAUGGUGUGCAAAACAGAAGAAAAAGAAGAGGAAGAAGAUGCUUUAUAACACGCACAGGAACGAUGAUGUCGAAAGUGACGAGAUCCUGACGUAUGAGGAGAUGGCGUUGUAUCAUCAGCCGGCGAACAGGAAGCGCCCUAUCGCUCUGAUCGGACCUGCGAGCUGCGGACAGAGCGAGCUGAGGACACGACUGCUCAACAACCAUCCAGACAGAUUCUCCGGAGCCGUGCCCCACACGACACGGAGCCGGCGCGACGGCGAGCUGAGCGGCCGUGAUUAUCAUUUUGUGUCGAAACAAACCUUUGAGGCGGAGCUAGCUGCUGGGAAGCUGAUCGAGUCUGGAGACUUUGAUAAGAAUCUUUACGGGACGAGCACAGACUCUGUGCGACAGGUCAUCAACACUGGAAAGAUCUGUGUGCUCUGCCUGCACACUCAGGCUCUGAAAGUGCUGCGGAGUUCAGACUUAAAACCUUACAUAAUCUUCAUCGCUCCUCCGUCACAAGAGCGACUGCGCGCCCUGCUGGCGAAAGAAAACAAAAACCCCAAGCCUGAGGAGCUGAGGGACAUCAUAGAAAAAGCCCGCGAGAUGGAGCAAAGCAGCGGACACCUGUUUGACGCCAUCAUCGUGAACACGGACCAGGAAAAGGCCUUCAGCGAACUCCUGAGACUCAUCAACAAACUGGACACGGAGCCGCAGUGGGUGCCUGGCUCCUGGCUACGCUAA